CCUCAAGCCACCAUGGGGAACAGAUAACCGCCCGGCCGUUGUGACACCAUGGGUGCCUGCUUCUGCAAAGGUCACAAAGAGCUCCACCAUCCCAUGACAGCACGGCAGGACCAAAGCGACCACGUACAGUCAUCCUCGGUGAAGAACGGCCAGAAUCCAACCAAUGGCAGUGUGUCGGAUAAAAGCAAUGGCUAUGAUAUCGGCGAGCUUGCCACCUCCUCUUUGAUUGGUCUUGUGGCCACGAUAAAGGAGCGCAUCACCAAGCCGACAGCAAUGGCGCAGGGACGAGUGGCUCACCUGAUCGAGUGGAAGGGCUUGGGCGGUGGAGGCGGCGAGGCCAGAGGAAGCGGGGCCGGUUGGAGCAGCGCUCGGGGGAGAUGCGGCGGGGGCUGGGGGGGGGCAGAGCUGCACGAGGAUGAACAAUUCUACUCCCAGAUGACGGACGAAAUCAAGGAAGCUCGCUUCGCUGCAGGAGUAGCAGAGCAGUUUGCCCUGGCCGAGGCGUCCAUGAACGUGUGGUCCCUGAAUGACGGCCUAGAGCAGCCCUCCUCCAGUUUACAAGCAGCACAGAACCACUUCUUGUCCCAGUUCCUGCUGGAUGGCGGGAGCCUCAGCGUUCCUCAGCACCUGUACAGCAUCCACGCACAGACUUAUGGUGAAAACAGGGCGGCCAACCUGGUCUGUCCGCCAGUGGUCCAGAGCAUUUCCCCCACGUCCAACACCCAGCAGGACAGAGGCUGUCCCUUGGAGGACCGAAGCACUGCGCCCGCGGAGGCUGCUGUCCGGCACGUAGACAGUAGCUCUCUGUCCGAGGAUGAUGUUUUUUAUAACUAGGCUUCCCAGGAAUGCAAGCCAGCAAUCUUGGUGGCAACUUGUAAAAGGAGCACCACUGAGGGGACUUAAGUCCUUUCUAGCAGCGAUGGCUGAUCCAAAACAUAAAGGGAGACAUUUGUGAGGUAUUUCUAUUCCCUCAGGUGGCUGGCCGAGGGUGUUUCAGGGUGUUUCUCCUCCUCUAUGACAAACACUCCAAAUUGUAUUUUUUUCCCAUGUUGAGGCUUGUGCUUUUGUGAAUGUACAUAGUUCCAUUGUUAAUUGAAUUUUUUGUAUUAUUUGUCCUUGAAUAAAAGCAGCCUGAUUAAAGAAAAUG
Messenger RNA from Pungitius pungitius (ninespine stickleback), 1147 nucleotides. RefSeq names its product family with sequence similarity 131 member C (gene fam131c). NCBI's taxonomy places the organism in Eukaryota, Metazoa, Chordata, Actinopteri, Perciformes, Gasterosteidae. The transcript has 6 exons. The record is from RefSeq and is a predicted model, not a curated record. The coding region runs from base 49 to 834 and encodes 261 amino acids.